AUGCCUCAGGUCCAAGCUGCUCAGGCUGCCAAGCCAACAAGCCAGUGGAUCAGCAUGGUAGAAAACUUCAGUCAGGCUCCGAAGAAAAUUGGUGGUGGGGAGAACUGGGCAGAUCGAGAACGGAUUGGCCAGGAUUCUGCUUAUGAGCAAGAAGGAAAGGUGCAGUUUGUCAUUGAUGCAGUCUAUGCCAUGGGUCACGCACUACACAAUAUGCACAAGAACUUGUGUCCAGGGAAGAUUGGUCUUUGCCCCAAGAUGGAUCCAGUAGAUGGCGCAGAGUUGCUCAAAUAUAUCCGGAAUGUCAAUUUCUCAGGUAUUGCUGGAACCCCAGUGACAUUUAAUGAGAAUGGAGAUGCUCCAGGCCGCUAUGACAUCUACCAGUACCAGAUCAAGAAUGCAACACCUGAGUACAAAGUUAUUGGGCACUGGGCAGAUCAUCUAAACUUAAAAAUGGAACGCCUGCAUUGGCCUGGGGGAGGCAGUCGGGUGCCCACCUCCAUUUGCAGCCAGCCAUGCAGGCCAGGUGAAAGGAAGAAGCUGGUGAAGGGCAUCCCAUGCUGCUGGCACUGUGAGCGCUGUGACGGAUACCAGUAUCAGCAAGACGAGUUCCACUGCAAGGUGUGCCGUCUCAGCGAGCGCCCCAAUGAGAACCACACUGGCUGCAUCCCCAUCCCCAUUGUUAAACUGGAGUGGAGCUCUCCUUGGGCUGUGGUGCCCGUUUUCAUUGCCAUUGUGGGCAUCAUUGCCACCCUCUUUGUAGUGGUGACGUUUGUGCGCUACAACGACACACCUAUUGUCAAGGCCUCAGGGCGGGAACUAAGCUACGUGCUGCUGACGGGUAUCUUCCUUUGCUAUGCCACCACUUUCCUGAUGAUUGCUGAGCCUGACUUGGGCACCUGCUCCUUGCGGCGUGUCUUUCUGGGCCUGGGCAUGAGCAUCAGUUACGCUGCCUUGCUGACCAAAACCAAUCGCAUCUAUCGCAUCUUCGAGCAGGGCAAGAAGUCAGUCAGCGCCCCACGCUUUAUCAGCCCUGCUUCCCAGCUGGUCAUCACCUUCAGCCUCAUAUCUCUGCAGCUCCUAGGGGUCUGCAUCUGGUUCAUUGUGGACCCUUCACACUCCGUCAUCGACUAUGAGGACCAGCGGACUACAGACCCCCGCUUUGCCCGGGGAGUCCUCAAGUGUGACAUUUCUGACCUGUCUCUCAUCUGUUUGCUUGGAUACAGCAUGCUGCUCAUGGUAACCUGCACUGUGUAUGCUAUAAAGACCCGUGGGGUUCCUGAGACCUUUAAUGAAGCCAAGCCCAUUGGGUUUACCAUGUACACUACUUGCAUUGUCUGGUUAGCCUUCAUUCCUAUCUUCUUUGGGACAUCCCAGUCAGCGGAGAAGAUGUACAUUCAGACCACAACGUUGACCAUCUCAGUGAGCCUAAGCGCCUCUGUCUCAUUAGGCAUGCUCUACAUGCCAAAGGUCUACAUAAUCCUCUUCCACCCAGAGCAAAAUGUGCCCAAACGAAAGCGCAGUCUCAAAGCAGUUGUGACCGCAGCCACAAUGUCCAACAAAUUCACUCAGAAAGGAGGCUUUCGCCCCAAUGGAGAGGCCAAAUCAGAACUGUGUGAAAAUCUGGAAACACAAG
Messenger RNA from Python bivittatus (Burmese python), 1633 nucleotides. NCBI's taxonomy places the organism in Eukaryota, Metazoa, Chordata, Lepidosauria, Squamata, Pythonidae. The record is from RefSeq and is a predicted model, not a curated record.